Molecule: messenger RNA, 585 nt
Organism: Glossina fuscipes
Lineage: Eukaryota; Metazoa; Arthropoda; Insecta; Diptera; Glossinidae
Product: microtubule-associated protein RP/EB family member 1-like
Exons: 1
Coding region: 1-585 (194 amino acids)
Biological process (GO): regulation of microtubule polymerization or depolymerization; protein localization to microtubule plus-end; spindle assembly
Cellular component (GO): microtubule organizing center; spindle midzone; microtubule plus-end
Molecular function (GO): microtubule plus-end binding
Source: RefSeq, a predicted model, not a curated record
AUGGCUACGAAUCUGUAUUCGACGAAUGCACCAACUGAAAAUUUAUCCGUACACGAUAUGUUGGCUUGGGUUAAUGAACGUUUGCAGGCGCAAUUCGGCAAAAUUGAAGAGCUUCGCACAGGAGCAGCUUAUCGUCUAUUUAUGGAUAUCCUAUUUCCUUCUUCGGUGCCCAUGACACACGUCAAGUUUUGUACUAAUUCGGACCAUAAAUAUAUUAAGAAUUUUAAAAUUUUACAAGUUUCAUUUGAAAAAGUAAAGGCUGACAAGAUAAUACCAACUGAUAAAUUAGUCAAGGGCGAUUUUCAAGAUAAUUUCGAAGUUCUGCAGUGGUUUAAAAAGUUCUUUGAUGCCAAAUACGACGGAAAGGAUUAUGACCCGAGUGCUGCUCGGGAUAGUACGCAGGUGAGUUACGGAAAGACAAAUGUAAACAAAAUACUCUCUGCAGCUGCUGCCAUUCAACAAAAAUUCGAAUCAUUGAAGACAGCUUCAGCAGCACACUCAACGGUAUCAUCAUCAAUGCUUGCUUUUCAGUUCACUAUAAAUAGUUUAUCAUUUAAAUGUAUUAGUUGUAUAACAUAUUCGUAA